UUUAAUCACCUGCGUCGGUGAAGAGCCAGCGGAGCUCUCUGAUUGGUCCGCUCGGGGUCUUUCAGUCUCCUCCCCCUCCCACUGCCAGCGCAGCUCCGUGGAGUCAGCAGCCACCCAGCCAGCCCUCCCAGCGGCGAGUACCCGAGCACAUUAUCAAGGCUCAGGAAAGGCCCGAGAAAAUGUCGCAGUUCAAGGAGCGCUUUGUGGCCGUGCUCCACGAGAAAAACUUUGUGACAGAUCAGUUGGCGACGCUGGAGGGAAAAACGGGAGUGAAGAGGGAGUACAUCGCCCUGGGUCUCCUGAGUUUUCUCGGGCUCUAUCUGCUGUUUGGAUACGGAGCCUCACUGCUCUGCAACCUGAUUGGCUUCGCCUAUCCAGCGUAUUUCUCUAUCAAGGCCAUCGAGAGCAGCGUUAAGGAGGACGACACACAGUGGCUGACCUACUGGGUUGUUUAUGGACUCUUCAGCAUCGUCGAGGCCUUCUCUGACAUCUUCCUCUUCUGGUUCCCAUUUUACUAUGCUGGCAAGUGUGUGUUCCUGAUUUGGUGUAUGGCUCCAGUGACGUGGAACGGCUCUGAGAUCUUGUACAAGCGCGUCAUCCGGCCGUUCUUCUUGAAGCACCAGUCUGCCAUGGACAGCAUGGUCAGCGAUAUUACCUCCAAGGCUAAGAACAUAACUGAGCAAGUCACAAAGGAGGGUGAGAUACCGACAAUAUACAUCUGUUAACCAGGUCCUCAAUCACGACAAGAACCAGUGAGAGACGUGGGAAGGCUUUGUGUGUGUGUGUGCAUGUUAGGUGUGUUUGGUUACUGAAUGUGUGUGUGUGUGUGUGUGUGUGUGUGUGUGUGUGUGUGUGUGUGUGUGCGUCUGUCCUCCCUCCUUCCGUGACGAAUGAUGAUGAUGAGCCCACCCGUCACAUGGUGAACUGGAGCGCCACACUCCUGAAAAUAAGAGCUUGUUUGUGCAUCACGUCGGUUUACUGCCACCCGUACAGCCAAGAAAAUCGGUACAACUGUGAUCCUUCAUCUGCCCUUUAUUGUCUUUGUUGACAGAGUAAGUGGGGGAAAAAAAAAAAUAUGUUGAAAGGUGUAAAAUAUGGUUAUGUACCUGCGGGUUUCAGCAACUAAAUGAGCCAUUUGUGACAGAAAAGUGAGACUGAUAACGUAACGGUUAUAAAAGCAGGUUGUUUUUGAACAGCAUUUUUCUAAAAUUGUUAAUUAAAACUGGACCUUUUUACAUGUCGUUGAUGUCUUCUUGCUCCUGCACGUGUCAAGCAGCAUGAAGUCUGUUUGAGCUCCUGGGAAGGUUCGAUCUAACUGCCUGUCUUCUGUCUUUAAAACGUCUUAAUUUAUCUUGUCCUGAUGAUGAAGCAAUAAAACUGGAACCCUGAUGACCUGA
Molecule: messenger RNA, 1397 nt
Organism: Acanthopagrus latus (yellowfin seabream)
Lineage: Eukaryota; Metazoa; Chordata; Actinopteri; Spariformes; Sparidae
Exons: 6
Coding region: 180-725 (181 amino acids)
Source: RefSeq, a predicted model, not a curated record